Ipomoea nil (Japanese morning glory) is the source of this 1985-nucleotide messenger RNA. RefSeq lists its product as uncharacterized. The transcript is spliced from 8 exons. Bases 583 to 1818 code for a protein of 411 amino acids. The record is from RefSeq and is a predicted model, not a curated record. Lineage: Eukaryota; Viridiplantae; Streptophyta; Magnoliopsida; Solanales; Convolvulaceae.
AAACCAAAAUGGAAAAAGAUGCAAACUUUAUUCUAUAAAUUCAGCAAUCUCUCUGCAGAUACAUACCACCCAUUCAUGGAUACUUUAAUUUAUAUGUAUACAAACUACAGGGAGAGAGAGUGAAGGGUCUGUUUGGUUUAAAAAGCUGCUGCUCCUUCCUCCUCCUGCUGCUGCUGCAAUUGGGUUUGUCCAAUACCAUGGAUCUUGGGAAUUCUUGUAGUGGCAAUAGUUCCAUCUUUCAGUUUAACAUUUUUUCUUCUUCUUCCUCCUCAAUUUCUUAUAGUAGGAAUGGAAUUAGUGAUUGUGGUUGCUUCAAUUCAUCACUAGCUGCCUUGUUGUCUUUUUCUUGUUUGUCUUGUAAGGCUUCGAUUUUUGUCCCAAAUUAUACUCCUCUGCGUUGUUCUGAUUCUAUUCUCAUCACCGUCACCUUGAGGGAAAAGACAGCCAGUUGUUAACCCUAUAGAGCUCCUGUUUGUUUUGUUGUCUACUGCUUUUUUGUUUGCUAGUAGAGAGUCUAAUUUGAUCGCCCUUUUCUCCUUUUUUUCUGUAAAGAUUGCAACUUUUAGGCAUCUCUUUGCAAGAAUGAUGUCUGUUUCAUUGCCCGGGUUGAUUCAUCGACCAAUUGUGAUGGGCUCUCCGGAGAACUCCAGCAGGUAUGAUUUGGAUGGUCGUGUUGGAUGUUGGAUUGGGAAUGAGAAUGUGAAGUUGAACAAACGAGCUGCUAAGGCGCCCAAGAAGGCGAGGUUGAGAGUUUCGCCUUUUGCUUCAUCAGGUCUCACCCAAACCCAAAAUCCAUCUAGUGCCCAGUUUUAUCAGGAGCUGUUAAGAGAUGCUAGGGACAAAUUUACUCAGGAGAUAUCUUGCCAGUUGAAGGACAAAGAUAUAUCGCUAGCAAAGGCUUUGCUUUAUGUUGGUGCUGAAGAUGAGGCAUUUAUGGCUUUCAAUCGAGAGAAGGAUUCUUAUUCUCUCCAAAGCGAAAGAAGAACUGCUCUGUUACCAUCUGAUAAUGCUCCGGAUUGGAAGCACGUGGAAUCGAUGCCUCUAGCGGGAAAAAGUAUGAAAAAUUGGUUGGAGGAGUUGGAUGCUAUUGCGAGGGAGGUUGAGGCGGAGCUCGUUUCGAGAGAAAUAGGAUGUGAUUUGGUCGAGGUUUUGGAUGCAGUGAACGUUGUUCUUUUCAACUCGAGAGGUUUCAAAAGGUCGCAUGUAUUGGUAGAUUCGAAGUGCUCAUACCUGCACUCGGGGUUAUGCUUUGGAUCUUGUAGUGCAAUUUUGCUUAGUGUAAUUUACAUUGAAGUUUGCCGACGACUUAAUCUGACAAUUGUGGGGUCCCGAGUUGGGGAAGAUUUUUUAAUAUGGCCCCAAACAGGAAACCCCGAGGAGUUAUUCAGGAUUACUUCUGGGCACAGUUUAUUUGGUACUGUCAAUGGGAAGUGUGUGGAGGACCCCCGAUCGAAGGCCUCAGACAUCAACAGCCAUUCACUUCCCGGGCUCGAGAUCGCAACAAACUGGGAUAUCAUCGGGAUUGCUUUGGCCAAUUUGAUUAGGCUUCACUGGAAACGUGCUUCAAGAGCAAACCAUGGAUUGAUGCUUACUUCUCCACUUAGAUCUGUUAAUAUUGCUGAUGAGAAAUGUAGCAAGAUUGAUGCCUCAAAUGUCCCCUUGUUACGGCCUCAGGAUUUGAGGUUCAAGAUGCUAAGUUGCAACAUUGGCAUGAGAAUGGAGAUUUAUGAAUUUCGGAAGCAUAACAUUUUUCUCAAGGAUUUAAAAUUAAAAAAAAAAAAAGACAUGCAUCCCACACUUUUAACAUACUCGCUUUAAGCAUUCACAACAAACAUAAAUAAUUUCCCCCAACUUAUGGCUCAGUUUUGACUCUGAAAGUAACCCUUUUCCCAUCUUUAGGCUAUUCAACUAUAAAAUUUGAAACUAAAUAUUUUUUACAUGCUAUAUAUAUAUAUAUAUAGUUUAUAUAUUUGUAUAUAUUUAUA